Anopheles stephensi (Asian malaria mosquito) is the source of this 1286-nucleotide messenger RNA. Its product is annotated as leucine-rich repeat protein SHOC-2-like. Gene Ontology annotation, molecular function: protein binding. The record is from RefSeq and is a predicted model, not a curated record. The coding region runs from base 1 to 1254 and encodes 417 amino acids. NCBI's taxonomy places the organism in Eukaryota, Metazoa, Arthropoda, Insecta, Diptera, Culicidae. The transcript has a single exon.
AUGGUGGGACCAAGCUGUGUCUUCGACAGCCUAAACCUCUCCUCCGAUGGGCUCCAGCGCUUGCGUGCGUUCGGUCGGGGCGCUGCACCGUUGAAUCAGAUUAACGUGAAAAAGCUCAUCACUCCCUACCCCGAUGGGAUAAUGCUGCAGCUGGUGUCGGAGUUUGUUAAUGAAGUCGUGUUCGAACGGUACUACGAGCGUGUGCUACGCAUCCCUGCCAACGCCAUGCUGGCCGAUCUGACGUUGCGCCAUGCUCCCGAAACGCAGCUAAUCCUGGUGGGCGCUCCCAACGCUCAGUUAGUCUCGCUGGAGAUUACCGGCUCCGGGAUACGAAGCAUAACGGACGAGUUCCGCAAACUGCACCAGCUACAGUUUCUCAUCCUGGACGAAGGAUCGCUGGAGACGCUGAGCCUGGAUCCGUUCGCAAACAGCACCAGAAUAACGAACCUGUUGUUUACCUACAACAGGAUCCGGCAGCUGAUACCGAGCCGGAACGCGAGCCUCGUUUUGCCGAUCGUUGACCUGCUGCUGGGCUACAACCGGCUGGAAACGAUCAACGGGGACUUCUUUCGGCCACUGCGCAACCUCUCGUUCGUCACCUUCGAGGGCAAUCGCAUUCAGCGCGUCGAGGGCCGCCCUUUGGUGCUGCCGCAGCUCACCAUGAUCAGCUUCGUCCAGAACCAACUGACGCAGCUGGACGUAUCGCAGUGGCAGGUGCCAAAGCUGCGCGAGAUCUUUCUCGAUACGAACAAUCUGACGCGCAUCCCCGUCGGGAUCGAGCGACUGCCCAGUCUGAUCACGCUGGUUGUGGAGAACAAUCUGCUGACCGCGGUCGAUCUGCGUCGGUUCGACGGUUGGUCCAAUCUUGGCAAGAUCGAUCUGACCGGCAAUCGGAUACGCAACGUGCUCGUUUCGGGCACGGGGCGCGUCCGACUGCCCAACCUGCAACAGCUGCACUUGGUCAACAAUCAGCUCUCCACGAUCGAGUUCGGUCGCUGGGACUUUCCGGAGCUGUCCACCCUCACGCUUGCCUACAACCGGCUGCGCCAACUGCCGGACCUGUUCCGGCUGUUCCCCAAGUUGUGGCGCGUGGUGGCGGUGCAGAAUCCGUUGCUGUGUAGAAACGUGCGCCGCCUGCAGCAACACAUUAUGAACUUUAAGGUCAACGUCGAUUCAAACUUUUUCGGUGUACCGUGCACCACCAACGCUACGUUUACCCUUCCGACCGGCCGCGAAAUUUGCUGCGUCGAGUAGGCCGUGCAGCACGAUCCUGAAGCAAUAAUAAA